Molecule: messenger RNA, 1148 nt
Organism: Synchiropus splendidus (mandarinfish)
Lineage: Eukaryota; Metazoa; Chordata; Actinopteri; Syngnathiformes; Callionymidae
Gene: malsu1
Product: mitochondrial assembly of ribosomal large subunit 1
Exons: 4
Coding region: 360-1022 (220 amino acids)
Biological process (GO): negative regulation of translation; negative regulation of ribosome biogenesis
Cellular component (GO): mitochondrion
Molecular function (GO): ribosomal large subunit binding
Source: RefSeq, a predicted model, not a curated record
GAAGAAGCAAAUAGGGCAGUGACAGUUGUCCCUCACAUCCAUGUGCAUUUGUCAUGGCGACAGACAGUUGUGAUCAUGUGACUUCUUCACACAAGUUUCCCCAUGAAGGGACCAAUCCGUAGCGUCUUGGAUGAGAUGAAAUAAGACGAUCACAAUCUUAUGGCAGACACGCGAAUAUUUGAGAACGUUUGGUCAUCGAUUCAUAGCUGAAGUAGUUCUACUUGCACUCCAGUAGGUGGCGUCAAUCCAAGAAGUUUGCCAAAAUGACUUAACCAUAGAAGAAGUCGCGCGAGCCAAUCACGUCCCGAGUUUUCCAGCUCCUUCCUGUUUUUGCCCCGCUCGCGACCCACGCUGUCGCCAUGAAUCGUGCUGUUCCAAUCUUUUGCUCUAAGCGCCUCUCGUCGCUUUUGUUGAGAAAUAGACCGUUGAAAAGCGCUGGUGAUGACGUCGGUUGGGGCCCUCCCAGGCGGCGCGUGACCUCGAGCGGAACCAGUGUCGGGCGACGUCACCAUCCCGCGCCUGUCACCGGGAGAUGGUGCUCGGACACAUCCCGUGACGAGUACGAGCCUGAGGGGCGAACGAGCGAGCGCGCUCCCGCGAGCCAAAGGGCUUCCGAGACCUUCUCUCUGGACGUGCUGGUGUCCCUGCUGCGUCAGGAGAAUGCGGUGGACAUCUGUGUGAUUCGAGUCCCGGAGCAGAUCAAGUAUGCUCAGUACUUGAUCGUCGUCGGUGGUGUGUCGUCCAGGCACCUGUCCGCCAUGAGUCGGUAUGCCGUCAAAGUGUAUAAAUACUUGAAGAAGGAUGCGCAGCCACACGUCAAGGUUGAAGGCCAGGAUGCAGACGACUGGAUGUGCAUCGAUUUCGGGACUAUGGUGGUUCACCUCAUGCUCCCGGAGACCAGGGAAAGGUACGAGCUGGAGAAACUGUGGACCCUGCGCUCCUGUGACGAGCAGCUGCAGAGAAUCCCGGCUGAGAAGAUCCCAGAGGACUUCACCUAUGAUCUUGAAGACUCGCAGAAUUGAGGGGAAUUUUCCGCCUCAGGACUCGGAACAGUUGUGAGGACGAGCCGGACAGAUGUUUUUAGCAAAGAGACUUGCUGUCGAAGCCUUGUGUGAACGUUGCUGGCUUUGAUUCAAUUAAAAUCUUCU